Molecule: messenger RNA, 1881 nt
Organism: Linum tenue
Lineage: Eukaryota; Viridiplantae; Streptophyta; Magnoliopsida; Malpighiales; Linaceae
Source: the annotation of a GenBank genome assembly
AUGCCUCGCCCACCUCCUCCAUUCCCCUUCCUCCUCCUUCUCAUUCUCUCCACCGCCGCCGCUGCAGCAGCAGCAUCUCACUCCUGCAACUCCCAACAUUCCACUCCCUGCCCGCCAUUCCCGUCGCCGCCGCCGUACCCAUUCUCCUCCUCCCCUGGCUGCGGCCACCCUUCCUUCACUCUCAAAUGCGCUUCCCCUCACUCCAUCCUCUCCCUCGCAAACGCCUCCUUCUCCGUCCUAGCCUUCCGCCCUAAUUCCUCCUCCCUUUCCCUCUCCCCUCGUCUCCUUCUCCCCCGCCAUAACUGCUCUGCCCUUCCUCCGUCCCUCCACUUCUCCGGCACCCCUUUCCGCCUCGCCGACUCCUCCUGCUCCCGCCUCUCCGCCCUCCGCUCUUGCUCCCCUCCCAGCCUCCCUAAUUGCUCUCUCUGCCCUUCAGACUGCUCCUUCGUCAAAACCCCUCUCCGCCUCCUCCCCUCCUGCUCCUCCUCCCCUCUCCGCCACCCCUCGCAGCAGGGAUGCCAGUCCGACGUCCUAGACUAUCUCCUCCACUUCCUCCAGAUUGGGUUCGAGGUCGAGUACGAUGAGGACGACGAGUAUUUCUCCAGCUGCAAAAUCUGUCGAUCUGGGAAUGGGGUUUGUGGGUUUAACUCCUCCGAUCCGGAGAAGAAGUUCGUUUGCUUCCGCUCCGCCGCCCGGAUUUCGCCAUGGAUUCGCGACGAGGAUACGAAUCGGAUUGCGAUCCUCUGCUCGAUUUUCACGGUUAUGUGUUUGCUUCUCGUGGUCUUGAUUGUGGCGGCGGUUUUCAGGUCCAGGCACUUGAAGGCGCUUGUGGCGGAGGAGGAUCCGACGACGACGUUCCUCCACCGUCACCGCUCGGCCAGCUUGCUCCCUCCGGUGUUCACCUACGAGGAGCUUGAAGCGUCGACGAACCGGUUCGACCCGAAGAGGAAGAUUGGGGACGGCGGGUUCGGGUCGGUUUACUUGGGGCAGCUGUUCGACGGGAGGAUUGUUGCUGUGAAGUAUCUCCACAAGCAGCACCACCACGCGGCCGCCUUCUCCGCCAAGUCGUUCUGUAACGAAAUCUUGAUUCUGUCUUCGAUAGAUCACCCGAAUCUCGUCAGGCUCCACGGGUACUGCAGCGACCCGAGGGGUUUGCUGUUGGUGUAUGAUUACGUCCCCAACGGAACACUGGCAGACCACCUCCACGGCACCCAUCGGAAAUCGGCGAUGAAUUGGCAGGUGAGGCUGGACAUUGCUCUGCAGAUGGCGUUGGCUUUGGAGUACUUGCAUUUCUCCGUCAAGCCCGCGAUUGUUCACAGGGACAUUACGUCGAACAACAUAUUCGUGGAGAGGGAUAUGAGGAUCAAAGUCGGGGAUUUUGGGCUGUCGAGGUUGCUGGUCUUCCCGGAGACGACGAAUUCGUCGUCCACUUCUUCGUCGGCCGGGUUUGUCUGGACCGGGCCGCAGGGGACGCCGGGGUAUUUGGAUCCGGAUUACCACAAGUCGUUCCGGCUGACGGAGAAGAGCGAUGUGUACAGCUUCGGGGUGGUGUUGCUGGAGCUGAUUUCCGGGAUGAGAGCGGUGGACCAGAGACGGGAGAAGCGGGAGAUGGCGCUGGCCGAUUUGGCGGUGUCGAGGAUCCAAAUGGGGCUGCUCCACCAGGUGAUCGACCCGAUUCUGAAGAAGGAAGACGGGGCCAUGGAAGGCGUGGACGCGGUGGCGGAGCUGGCGUUCCAGUGCGUGGCGGCGGAUAAAGACGACCGGCCGCACGCCAAGGAGGUGGUGGAGGAGCUGAAGCGGAUCCGGAACCGGACCCGCGUCGGGUCGCUUCGCGGGUCGGGUGCUUCGAAUCCGGGAGAUGAUCUGGCGGCGAGGGGAUGA